This is a messenger RNA of Cladocopium goreaui, 192 nucleotides long. Lineage: Eukaryota; Dinophyceae; Suessiales; Symbiodiniaceae. The record is from the annotation of a GenBank genome assembly.
GCGGUUCCUGUACAGCUGGCGCGCUCUCUUCCCUCGGUGACGAACUACGGCCGUCCCGCAGGUGGUGCUUCCCUGACGCUGCUGGCGCAGCUGACGCUUCCAGCCUUGGGCUUCGGAGGUUUCUGCCUGCAGGAGACAGGUAGUGCCUUGCCAAUCCCAGCAAUCGAGAAUGUCACCGGUGGAGUGGAGGCA